Haliotis rubra (blacklip abalone) is the source of this 1897-nucleotide messenger RNA. Its product is annotated as organic cation transporter protein-like. Gene Ontology annotation, biological process: transmembrane transport. NCBI's taxonomy places the organism in Eukaryota, Metazoa, Mollusca, Gastropoda, Lepetellida, Haliotidae. The coding region runs from base 180 to 1757 and encodes 525 amino acids. Gene Ontology annotation, cellular component: membrane. Gene Ontology annotation, molecular function: transmembrane transporter activity. The transcript has 9 exons. The record is from RefSeq and is a predicted model, not a curated record.
ACAACGUGUUUGAAUCUUCGCCAGGAACGCUACAGGAAUUUGCAUGAUCAUCAUUCCUUAAUCUGGAGAUGACCCAGUGUGAGAGGGUCAGGUAGUUCUUAUCAAGUUGUAAACAAGGGGUCGGAUGACUGUCCUGGCUAUUAAACUGAAGCUGAUAGUAAACAGGGCCAUCUUCCAUCAUGUCGAUAGAAGAAAUCAUUGAGAGUGUUGGAGGUUUUGGACCAUUCCAACUAGCGAUGCUGAGUAUCAUAUUCGGCGUUAAGCUGAUACUCGGUUGGAGUAUGAUGAUAAUGUCAUUCGCAAACGUGGCCCCAAACUGGUGGUGCACGCCUCCCGGCGUUGACCCCAACAACGUCAGCUACAGGGACAACACGACGUUCCAGCAGUGUCCAAAGGGUGAUAACGACUCCUGCACCUAUGUAUACGCCGAUGAUAUGAACACCGUCAUAAAUCAGUGGAACCUUGUCUGUGACAAAGACACAAUUGCGGCAACAAUGACGUCAAUUCAGAUGGCCGGCGUCUUGGCAGGUGCGUUUUUGGGAGGACAGUCAGCUGAUGUCAUUGGAAGGAAGAGAACCUACUACCUUGGGAUCCUUCUACACGGCGUGUGUAACAUUGGAGCUGCUUUCUCGGUGUCUUGGCAAAUGUUUGCCACUUUCAGGUUUUUCAUUGGCUUCGGGAUAGGCAUAUUCUUCACAACUUCAUAUCCAUAUGCGAUGGAGUUCGUGGGUACCAAAUGGAGGUCGGUUUGUUCCUCGCUGCCUCUCUGGGCGUGUGGAGUCGGGUUGAUGGCUUUAGCAACGUGGCUGCAGCCAGACUGGCACAACCAACACCUCAUCAACGCAGCUCUGCACAUCCCUUUUUUCCUGGGCUGGUUCAUCGUCCCAGAAAGCCUCCGGUGGCUGACUGUGAAGGGACGGCUUGAGGAGGCGGAGAAGGUGGUCGAGCAGAUGAGUCGAUACAACCGGAAGGAGAAAUCUCCCAACACCGCAGAGAUGCUAAAACGGGUUGCAGAGGAGGAAAAUACAUUGCGGGCAUCGGGCACUAAGUACACCUACCUCGACCUUUACAAGGACUGGAGCAUGUGUUGGAGGUCACUGAUCAUCCAGUUCAUCUGGGCUUGCAUGUCGCUUGUGUACUACGGUCUAUCAUUUGGAGUUGGUUCUCUGUCAGGAAACCUCUACCUCAACAUCUUCCUGAUGUCCAUUGUCGAGGUACCAGGCACCAUGAUGACGUUCGUCAUAGCUAACAAAAUUGGAAGGAAGUUGACAAGCAUCCUAUAUUUUGGGAUCGCUUCAAUUGCUGCAUUUGCUGUACCCGUGGUGUGGACAUAUGUGGAUGCUGAUAAACAGGGCCCAAUCAUCACUGGCCUCGCUCUGGUCACCAAAUUUGGAAUUGGAAACGGUUGGGGAGCCAUCCAGAUACUCUCGAGUGAAAUGUACCCCACUGUCAUCAGAAACCUAGGUUACGGCGCCGCCAAUACGACAGCUCGGAUAGGAGGGAUAAUUGCACCAUAUAUAUUUACUGUGAAAAAGGGAUAUGUCUUUGUUCCGUUCAUGGUUGUCGGGACGACGACAGCUGCGUGCGCAGCGCUGACUAUGCUCCUGAAAGAAACAAGAGGUCUCCCUUUGAGUGACACGAUGGUAAAGGAAGUCAAGUCUGAACUGACGACCAUUAAGAACAACACGCCCAACAGGACCAUCACUGUGGACACACCUGAGAAACAACCAGGAUCUUUCUCAUCCACGAAAUUCUGACCUGAAACUGGAACACAUGGACAGGAUCAAUUCUAAGAUGGUUGAUUCUUGGUCCUUAAUACAUGUGGAAAGGACAAAGAAACUUCGUUUGUAAUCACAGUUACUCUAAAUUUGAAGUAAAAACAUAAAACAAGCUCAAA